AUGCCCUUUUCUCUCGAAGAGUAUCACGUGGGGCACACGUACAUGCGGUCGCGCAUGCAGAUGGAGAACACCAAGGGGCGCGAGGGCGUCGAGGUGAUCUCUAGCGGGCCGUUCAGAGACGCGGUUCUGGGCGAGGGGCACUACUCGCACGUCGUGCACCACUUUCAGGGCCGCGCGCCCGCGUGGAUCCGCGCGCUCGCGCCGCGCAAGGCGCUGCGGCUGGAGGAGAAGAACUGGAACGCGUACCCGCGCAGCCGCAUGGAGCUCCGCUGCCCGUAUUUCACCAACUUCAAGAUAGUCGCUGAUACGUAUCACAUCGCUGACCGAGGCGACACGGAGAACGCGCUGAAUCUGUCAAAAGCUGAGCUGGAGCUACGCAAGGUGGACCACUUGGACAUCGCGUCGGCCGACAGGGACAUGUGGUCGCGCAUCAUCGCGCGGAAGUGCACCGACCCCUCCAAGAUCGCCCUGCUUAAACUCAACCGCGGCCCGCUCGCCCCGGGAUGGCAGGCACACCGCGCGCUUUACCUGGAGGCGUACAGGAAGUGCUAUGCAUGGGCGGACGAAUGGUGCGAGCUGACUGUGGCGGACGCACAGCGGAUCGAGCAGGAGAACAUCGACAAAAUGAGAGAGAGCCUUUCUUUGACUGAUCGCUCAGAUAAUGAAGAAUUUAGCGAUGCAGUGGAUAGUGACGAAUUUGGCGAUUCAGUGGAGCGUGAAGAAUUCAGCGAUGCAGUGGAGGAUGCAGUGGAGGGUGCAGUGGAGAGGGGGGGGGGAGGGAAGGAAGCAGAGGGUGUGUUCAAGUCAGUAGCAGCUCUACCUGCUGUUGCUCCUGUGGCCGCAUGA
Messenger RNA from Closterium sp. NIES-65, 846 nucleotides. The record is from the annotation of a GenBank genome assembly. Lineage: Eukaryota; Viridiplantae; Streptophyta; Zygnematophyceae; Desmidiales; Closteriaceae.